Oncorhynchus keta (chum salmon) is the source of this 2343-nucleotide messenger RNA. RefSeq lists its product as uncharacterized. The transcript has 3 exons. The coding region runs from base 286 to 1155 and encodes 289 amino acids. The record is from RefSeq and is a predicted model, not a curated record. Lineage: Eukaryota; Metazoa; Chordata; Actinopteri; Salmoniformes; Salmonidae.
AUGGUGUGGGUGUUUUUUUUUUUUUUUUUGCUCUGGUGACAGCAAGUUCAGGCAGGGUGUGUGACGGAGGAGAUAUGAGAAGAGUUCCCAAAGCAACAGGCACUCAGAACACAUAGAGAAGAUCGCCCAGGAACACAGAGACACAGCAGCUUUAAAGACAUAAAAACAACAACAGAGAGAUACAUUGCAUCGCGAAGGAGAAGAGAAGGAGAGAAACAAAAGAAAGAGAAGAGAAGGAGAGAAACAAAAGAAAGAGAAGAGAAGGAGAGAAUAAAAAAAGAAAAGAUGGCGAUCGGAAAGAGUCCCAGAAACGGUUCCGUCAGGUCUCCAAAGUACCUGGACAAGAGUUCUGGGUUCUACGGUCGCCUGGAUGAGCCCGAGAUGGGAGGAGAGGAGGAGGAGCGGGGGAGAGAGGGGGACUGGGGGGGAUCGUGCCCAGCCACAGAGCUCUCUACGCGGGGAGAGACGGACCGGGGAGAAGCUGGGGUGUUUGACUUCAACGAGGGAAUGAUGGAAGAUGACGACACCACUCUCCUCCGAAGGAAACCCAGCCGGCUCAGCUCCCGCUGGAGAAGAAGCUCCAGGAAGGCCAAACCCCAGGCGAUCUCCCCUAGGCAGGGGGACCAGAUCCUGGGUACGGAGAUUGAGGCCCCUGUCCUGGAGGUCACUGCGGUGGAAGUGAGAAGGAGCCGCUGGGGGAGAAGCACCGGGAAGAAACAGGGGGCCGAGCCCCUGACGGUCUCCCCCAGGGAGGAGGGCCCGAACAUGGGUACGGAGAUGGAGACACAAACCCCUGUCCUGGAGGUCCUGGAGGUGGAGGUGAGGGUAGAGACUGAAGAAGGACAGAGGGAGAAAGAGAGAACAGAAGAGGAGAGGACGCUGGUCCACUUUGCGAGCAGAGAAGAAGCGGAUGACCAGGUUCUGAUAAAGGACAAUAAGAGAGGGAGGGAAGAAGAGAAGGAGGAGGAGAUGAAGGUGAUGAGGAAGAGGAGCACGCUGAAGAACUACCGCAAGACUUUCGACCGAGCGUUCCGUCGAGGGUGGGAGACCUUCGUCACUAACCUGUACAGCGUGACGCUCACACCUGACUCAUCAUCAUCACCGCCACCAUCAAGGGAGAUGCACCAUUCCUCAGCAUUAGCAGAUUACAGAUAGGAUUCACAAACCUGUUCAUCUAAUCUGUAAACUGCAAUUGUUCCAAUCAGGUUAUGUAACGCCCAUAUUGUAAUUUGAGAUUGAGGCUGGCUUGGACAGAGCGUUCCGUUUGUGUUCUCAACGCAAAUGACCUGUGUUCACCUCAAUGUAUGGUUCAGUUGAUUAAUCAAGCAGUGAUAUUGAUCUAGUACAUACGGGUUUAUCAAUGAUCAAUAUGAACAGCACCCGAUUAACACCAGGAAGUACACAAAGUUUAACUCAUUCUUAUUCUGAAUUUCAAAAUAGCACACUAUUGUACUAGUGCACUAAAUAGGGAAUGGGUUGACUACUUCCUCAAGUUCAUACCUCUCUGGAGGACCGUCUGCAGGGUGGUUUCAGUGUUGUGCAACCUGAGGGAUAAAGUAUGUUUCACUACACAUGUGCCUAAUGAACGCAGCCCAAGAUGAGACCUGAUAACGUAUGUUUCACUAUCCAUGUGCCUAAUGAACGUAGCCCAAGAUGAGACCUGAUAACGUAUGUUUCACUAUCCAUGUGCCUAAUGAACGUAGCCCAAGAUGAGACCUGAUAACGUAUGUUUCACUAUCCAUGUGCCUAAUGAACGUAGCCCAAGAUGAGACCUGAUAACGUAUGUUUCACUAUCCAUGUGCCUAAUGAACGUAGCCCAAGAUGAGACCUGAUAACGUAUGUUUCACUAUCCAUGUACCUAAUGAACGUAGCCCAAGUGUGUUAUGUUUGUUUCAUAAAAAGAGAACGUUUACAUACCAUGAAAUUAACUAACUAUGGGGGACAUGAGGGUACGAAAAAAACGGUCUCAAACUUUGGUCCUCUGACUUUGUCUAAAAGGAGGUUGCACACAACACACAUUUAAUACAUUAUUUAUUCAUGUUAAUGUAUUUACUAUAUGAUCAGUUUUCACACAUUUCUGUGUAAUCUCUCUCAAUAAUAUCUUACCAAAGAGUUUAUUUAUUUUUAAUUAUUGGCUUAAAUCACAACAUAAUAUCUCUCUCUUGCAGCAUUGAAGUCAAGCUCAGGAUUAUAUGAGAGCUAUACUGAGCUGGUGGAGAAUGGUUUGUUUUCUGUGUUGCACUUGAAUUACUAAAUUGUUAUAUUUAGUUUAAAAAUCAAUGCUUUGUAUUACUUGUGCCAUCUUUGUAGCCUUUGUCCUUAAAUAAAAUAUAAUUUCUCAAA